AUGAGAAUCAAAUGUGGAGAUGAAAAAUUAAUCAGGCAUGUUGAGAAUGUUGCUCUGAAUGCUUCAUAUAUUAGUCCAAAUAUACAAAACCAAUUGAUCAUUAUAUGCGGACAAAUAGUUCAAGAACAAAUCGUGGAGAAUAUCAAUGAUGCCCAUGUUUUCUCGAUAUUAGCUGAUGAAACAUCAGACAUAUCCAGACAAGAACAAAUGUCCCUCUGCGUACGAUAUACUAAAAAUAUGGGCAACGUUUACGUAGUCAAAGAAGAUUUUUUAUGUUUUGUACACGUAGAAACCACAACUGGCGAGUAUCUGGCCAACACGAUUGUUGCGACCCUUCAGAAUCUUGGCAUUGACUGCAAUAACAUGAUUGGACAAGGCUAUGACGGUGCCGCUGCGAUGAAAGGAUCAUUCAAAGGAGUUCAAUCAGUUAUCAGAAAAACAUACCCAGAAGCUUUCUAUGUUCAUUGUUGUUCGUAUUCUUUGAACUUAGCUUUAUUCCAUUCAUGUAAUCUCCCAGCAGUCCGAAACUGCAUAAGAACUGAAAAUUCUAUUGCAACAUUUUUGAAAGCAUCACCCAGAAGAACGACGAAAUUACAAGAAUACAUAAAAACGCGUUUUCCUGAAACAAGGUGGAAAACAUUGACAGCUAUGUGUGAAACAAGAUGGGUGGAGAAUCAUGAUGGCCUUUUUCGAUUCAAAGAAAUAUUUUCGGCUAUUGUGGGGACUUUAGAAAAUCUAAUUAUUGAUGGAGAUAUGGACACUUCUUCCAAAACUUCAUCAUUUUUAAAAUCUAUGAUUGCAAGUGAAUUUGUUAUAAGUCUCU
Molecule: messenger RNA, 823 nt
Organism: Leptinotarsa decemlineata (Colorado potato beetle)
Lineage: Eukaryota; Metazoa; Arthropoda; Insecta; Coleoptera; Chrysomelidae
Product: 52 kDa repressor of the inhibitor of the protein kinase
Molecular function (GO): protein dimerization activity
Source: RefSeq, a predicted model, not a curated record